UUGUGCGUGAUGACGUCAUGACGCAGCAGCGCGGUCAGCUGACGGUCGCCUCCGAGCGAAGGAGAGGUAGACAUUUUGAAUCGGAGAAGCGAGAAGUGCGGUGGCACCGGUUACACAGGAACGGUCCGGCGGUAGUGGGACUGGAGGAGAGCGGCAUUUAGUCAUGGCAGGACAACACUGAACGGCUGCCAACAUGAUUGGAGGACUGUUCAUCUACAACCACAAGGGGGAGGUGCUGAUCUCCCGGGUGUACCGCGAUGACAUAGGGCGCAAUGCGGUGGACGCGUUCCGUGUGAACGUGAUCCACGCCCGGCAGCAGGUCCGCUCGCCCGUCACCAACAUCGCCCGCACCAGCUUCUUCCACGUUAAGCGCUCCAACAUCUGGCUGGCGGCCGUCACCAAGCAGAAUGUCAACGCCGCCAUGGUCUUCGAGUUCCUCUACAAGAUGUGCGACGUGAUGACCGCUUACUUCGGCAAGAUCAGCGAGGAGAACAUCAAGAACAACUUCGUGCUCAUCUACGAGCUGCUGGACGAGAUCCUGGACUUUGGCUACCCCCAGAACUCUGAAACUGGAGCCCUGAAGACCUUUAUCACCCAGCAGGGCAUUAAGAGUCAGCACCAUACCAAGGAGGAGCAGUCUCAGAUCACUAGCCAGGUGACGGGGCAAAUCGGUUGGCGUCGUGAGGGGAUCAAGUACCGGAGAAAUGAGCUUUUCCUGGAUGUGCUGGAGAGCGUCAACCUGCUAAUGUCCCCGCAAGGCCAGGUUCUGAGUGCCCAUGUGUCUGGCCGGGUCGUGAUGAAGAGCUACCUGAGCGGAAUGCCCGAGUGUAAGUUUGGCAUGAACGACAAGAUCGUCAUCGACAAGCAGGGCAAGGGCGGCGCGACAGACGAUGCGGGAAAGAGUGAAUUAGGGGGCAGCAGUGGAAAGCAGUCCAUCGCCAUCGACGACUGCACCUUCCACCAAUGCGUGCGACUCAGCAAGUUCGACUCGGAGAGGAGUAUCAGCUUCAUCCCGCCCGACGGGGAGUACGAGCUCAUGAGGUACCGCACCACUAAGGACAUCAUCCUGCCCUUCCGGGUCAUUCCUCUGGUCAGGGAAGUCGGCCGCACCAAGCUGGAGGUGAAGGUGGUCAUCAAGUCCAACUUCAAACCCUCCCUGCUGGCCCAGAAGAUUGAGGUGCGAAUCCCCACCCCGCUCAACACCAGCGGGGUGCAGGUGAUCUGUAUGAAGGGCAAAGCCAAGUACAAGGCCAGUGAGAACGCCAUCGUGUGGAAGAUCAAGCGCAUGGCCGGGAUGAAGGAGUCGCAGAUCAGCGCCGAGAUCGAGCUGCUGCCCACAAACGAUAAGAAGAAGUGGGCGCGUCCCCCCAUCUCCAUGAACUUCGAGGUGCCCUUCGCUCCCUCUGGACUCAAGGUUCGCUAUCUCAAGGUGUUCGAGCCCAAGCUGAACUACAGCGACCACGAUGUCAUCAAAUGGGUGCGCUACAUUGGCCGCAGUGGCAUCUACGAGACCCGCUGUUAGUGCUACUGGAGCCGUGGGGGGGCGGGGGUGAGGGGGACACACUCUCAAAUAGGAGGCCUGAGGAGACGACGCUGGUGGCCGUGUAAUGGUGGUGAUAUUCAGGUGUCUGACGGAUGGCUGCAGGAGGGAACCGGAGAUGGUUUCUGCGUUAAAACACUGCGUCUAUAAGCAUGUACUCGAAACAGGGAUGAACCCCCCUCCCAUCUGUUGGGGUGUGUUGAAGCUUGCCCUUUGAUAUCCCCUCCCCCCACCUGCACUUUGGACCAUUCCUUUUCCCUCUCCCCCUAUAAGUUAGUGGUAUAGUCGGCUCCAGUGCCUCCCUGCUCAUUAUAUCCUGUGAGUUUUGUCAGCUGGUUUUCUCUUACCGCCGUGCGCUCCGUGUGCUGUGCCCCCCCUCCCCCCCCCUUGCUCCCGCUCGCCGCUGACUGUGCUGCUUCUCUUUCCACUCUGCUUGCUCUCCAUCUCCCUGCGAGUGUUUCGUUCCCGUGACCAAAUCCUUUCGCCGUUAAGGAACACGAAGCAGCAGUAGGAGCAGUCAUGCGGCUAAUGCGAAUAUCGCGACGCGAAAAAAAAUCCGAUUUAGAUCCAAACGGCUUCGCUUAGUGGUAGCGUAUGUGUCCAAGUGUAAGUCCAGCUAGCGUGUGCUGUUGCCCCCUUGUGGGUGAGCUUGGCAUCUCUCAGGGGGCACCAGGGAGACCAACUGGCUCAGUCUACGCCCCUGUCCUGCCCAUUUUCUGACGUCAGGGGAUGUUGGUUGGUCCUUUAAACCCAGAAAGCAGAUGGGGGGGGGGGUUGCCCCUGGGCCCCCACAGCCCUCAUAGCCCUUAGCGGCCAUGCACCCCCCCUCCAGCACAGAGUGGUGCGCCUCCAGAGGUGGGGAGAAUGGCUGCACCCAGCACAAAGUUCCCCAAACACUACAGUCCUGCUGAACACCACCUGAAGCCCCCACUGCCCUCACCUGCUGCAUCCUGAGAGAGGCCCAGAACGUGCCGCCCCCUCCCCCCUCCUUCCUGCUUUGGUGUUCAGUCUUCAUUUGGUAAUUUUGUGACUGUCCAGUUAACCCAAAUAAACGUCAUAACCAGA
Molecule: messenger RNA, 2605 nt
Organism: Brienomyrus brachyistius
Lineage: Eukaryota; Metazoa; Chordata; Actinopteri; Osteoglossiformes; Mormyridae
Gene: ap2m1b
Product: adaptor related protein complex 2 subunit mu 1b
Exons: 13
Coding region: 194-1522 (442 amino acids)
Biological process (GO): intracellular protein transport; clathrin-dependent endocytosis
Cellular component (GO): AP-2 adaptor complex; cytoplasmic vesicle
Molecular function (GO): clathrin-cargo adaptor activity
Source: RefSeq, a predicted model, not a curated record